Messenger RNA from Monopterus albus (swamp eel), 4593 nucleotides. It is a transcript of the gene caln2, whose product is annotated as calneuron 2. Gene Ontology annotation, molecular function: calcium ion binding. NCBI's taxonomy places the organism in Eukaryota, Metazoa, Chordata, Actinopteri, Synbranchiformes, Synbranchidae. The record is from RefSeq and is a predicted model, not a curated record. The transcript is spliced from 6 exons. The coding region runs from base 985 to 1641 and encodes 218 amino acids. Gene Ontology annotation, cellular component: trans-Golgi network membrane.
CACACUGCACCAUUUAAGUAGCCUACUGUGGCUGAUGUCACUUCCUGAGCACCGUAAUUGGUCUACAAUGACUCUUAACGCUGUGAAGAAUGGUUAGAUGAAAACACACAGACUUCCUCAGGGGAGAUGCUGUUGCUUCACUGAUCCACUGAAACCUUAACUGCUCGGACCUCACACUCUCUUUCUCUCUCCCUACCCCCCUUCCUCCCUCCCUACCUCUCUUUCGCUAUCUCUCUCCCUCUCCCACCUGCGGGGAGCUCCCAGCGCUCCAUCGUCGCAUAUUUCCUGCUCGCACCUCUGCUACCAUGGUCCCCAUGUGGCCCCUCCCUUACCGGAGUGGACUGAUAAUUAACUCUGUCACCGGGAGUAGCUGAAAUAAAUGUACCCGGAGCAACGGGAGAUCCCUUCCCACCCCUCUGCUGUUUGGCCGAUCUGCGCUCAAAGCUUUCACUGGACAGCCUCCUCUCUUCCUCGCGGCUGUGAUUCGACUGAAUUUAAAUCGUGAUUUAUUUUAUGAGGCGACCGGCGACAGCAGCAGCACCGGUUCAUAGACCCAGACCCGUGGGCGGCUGUGUGGCGUCUGGGUGGUGUUUGGCACUCUACACUGCUUCAUCCCAAUAACACCCCAAAUUCUGAAGAUAUUGCGAUGAGAAGUGAGAUGUAGAAAACGGAUGGGAGGCUAUUCACGGACAGAAUCUCCCACUACCUCCUCCUCACCUAACCAGUUGAUAUUUUUGAAAUAACUACCUAAAAAGUCUGGAGCACAUGAAACGCUGGUGAAUCCCGGAGAACAGGUCCAAAACACAGACUGAAUGAGUCCAUCUUUGGCUGUUGGACGGACUCCUCAAGACCACCGGACGGAUGCAAACAGAUUAAACACAUCUUGGCUAUUCAGAGCACCCUCAGCGUCUCCGCCAACGGUGUUCUAACCGAACGGGGUGAAUCUCACACCGUGGGACCGGUCGUUCCACAGACAGGGAGAAGAUGCCAUUCCACCAUGUGCGAGCAGGCCUGCUCUAUCCAGACAACUACCUGAGCGGCCCCCUGACGGACAGCAGCGAAACAUUCCAGCUCACCAGCAUCUCCACAGAAGAGCUGGGAGAGAUACGUGAGGCGUUUCGUGUUUUGGAUCGUGAUGGGAAUGGUUUCAUCUCUAAACAGGAGCUGGGCAUGGCCAUGCGCUCCCUGGGUUACAUGCCCAGUGAGGUGGAGCUGGCCAUCAUCAUGCAGAGACUGGACAUGGAUGGGGACGGCCAGGUGGACUUUGAGGAGUUCAUGACAAUACUGGGGCCCAAACUGCUGUCAUCUGACAACAGAGAGGGAUUCCUGGGCAACACCAUCGACAAUAUAUUCUGGCAGUUUGACAUGCAGCAGCUGUCUCUGGAUGAGCUGAAGCAGGUGCUGUUCCACGCCUUCCGGGACCACCUGACGAUGAAAGACAUAGAGAACAUCAUCAUCACUGAGGAAGAGAGCCUCAAUGAAACCUCAGGGAACUGCCCUGAGUAUGAGGGAGUCCAUCCUAAGAAGAAGAAUCGGCAGACGUGCGUCAGGAAAAGCCUGAUCUGCGCCUUCGCUAUGGCUUUCAUCAUCAGUGUCAUGCUUAUCGCAGCCAAUCAGAUGCUACGGAACGGCAUGGAGUAACCAAUUGCACUGUGAGCACGGGGAGUAGACAGAAUAGCCAUGACCUCACAUCUUGUCUUUGCAGCCAAAGCUGGACCUACCACAACCCAAACACUUCUCAAGUAAUCAAGUUGAGGUUUGUUUGUUUUUUUAUUUAAGUUGAGUUUACCUUACAGAAGCAGACAAUGUGAGUGAAAUGAAGAGAGAUAUAUUUGUUUUGCAUUGAAGAUGUCAUCAUGUAGAGUUACUGGACUUACUGGUCACAAUUAUGACCAUAAUUAUCAGAUUCUUUAAGAAACCUGAACUGUAAAAGAAUUAUGCUUUUAUAUAACUUGUGAGAAUAAACAGAAUGUUUUAUUUUGAUGAUUUCAAGACCACCCUUUAAACUUGAUUUUCUAAUUUCUGAAAAUAUUUAUCAGGUGCUUUAAGCAUUCCUAAUUUCACAAACAAACAAUGAUUAUUAUGGACAACAGCAUAUUUACCCCAGAGAAGUCGCACUGAAUGUGAACGGCCUGAAUGUUGGGCACAUUAAUUAAAUGCAUAGUAAAUCCCUCACAUUGUAUCACCCCUUUGUGAAACAUCCUCAGCUCGGUCGUCUAAUCUUGAGGCACAUUAAAUCUUUGUGUGCAUCUACAAGGAGCGCAGCUCAAGACUCAGUGAAGGACCACUUAAAAAUCAUCACUGCCCUACUGUCUCGAUUGAUUGAUCACUCAGCAUAUACAUAAUGUAAGCUCAGGCUGUCUGAGAAGGGUAACCUGUAAGAAGAGACUUCAGAUUUGUCCAAUGAAAGUGGAGACAGGAUUUUGGAUUGAUGAUAGGAUGACACUAGGAUAAAUGAUCUUUAGUUAUGUUCUGGGAGAAAACAUCUCUUUGUAAACCUGCCCAAAUGUGGUAAAUAUAAACCACACAAAAGCAUGCCAGUAUAUACAGUACACUGCCAUACCAAACAUUACUACAGUUUCCCACUGUAUAUAUAUAUGUGUGUGUGUGUGUGUGUAUAGUACUACUUAGCUUGUGUAAUGUAUUAUUCCUCUCAACAGCAGAAUGUAUGAAGGCUGGAAGUUGGUGAUACAUAUCAGGGAUAUACAGAAGAGCAGCUGGUGCAGCUGUUUUCUUGGAAAAGGUUGCAUUCUAGUGGUCACAGUGAGAGCUGCAGCUAAACACUCAAAUGUUUACAAGGAGUUCAAGAAUGAAAAACAAGGGCACUGAAUCUGAACUUUGUGUGUUGGCUCAAUGUAACAAGGGCAGUUUGGUCUAACAUUCAUGGUUUUUAAUGGAAAAAAAUCCCAGAAUGUGCUGUCGCUCAUGUACAGAUCAUGACUGGAUGAGGCACUGAUGGUGAUUGCUGCAGUAUAUGUUCUGGGUCAGAGCUGUGUUUUAUAGUUCAAACCUGAUAGCACCAGAGUUUUAUACAGCUUUCUGAGAUGAAAAUGUUUGGAAAAGACCUUGUAGGAGUUUACAGUCAUGCUCCUUUUCUUCUACGCUUGAGAUUGAACAUCCCAGUGACACCACAGAUUAAAUCUGAGGAUGAAAACAUUUUUAUGUGGGUGUAGGGCUGGGUGAUAAGGAUAGGUUGUUUUUCUACUGUCACUGCAUGUUCUGUAAUUUUCUUAGUGUUUUUCAAAAUGCUCUUUGGAAACAUUCAAAAUGAAGAUGAUCUGAGAUUAAGAUUUUGUUAAAGACAUUUAAAAUCAGUUGAACACAGUUUAAUGUAUUGAACAUAGUUUCUAUUGUUUUAUUUGUAAUUAUUUUAUGAUAUUAGGAGAUAUCAUAAAAAUAAUUGAAUUAAUAUUGUGACAGUUAUUUAAAUCAAAUCACCCAGCCCUACCGUAUAUUGCCAUCAUAUUUAAAACAUGUUUGGUGGUGUUCAUUACCAAUAUUUGCAAUAUUAUAUGUCAUAACAAUAACAUAUGUGGAUUCCUAAAUUGCUGCGCUCCCCUUGAAUUUUACUGGAUAAGAGACUGUUUUGGUCCCAUUAAUACCUUGGAACAAUGAUUUGGAGUGGAUGAAAUGAACUAAUGUGCAACCCUAUGAGUUUAUAUGCUGUCUGCAUUAGCUAAAAGAAGGCAGGAGGGCAGAGGGCUUUCUUUAAAAAAAAUUGCUUUGUAAAAUCAAGUAUCAUAGUAAAAAUGUAUUAUACUGUAAAUCAGUAUGCAUGUUGUUGUUUAGAUUUUCAUGUCUUUGAAAGACAGGGAAAUCCAUUUUUUUCCUUUGUGGUGGCUCAGCCUUGGUUUAACUGUAGGUAUGUAUUUACUAUUGUCACAUAUUUGACUUUACAAUUUAUACUGUAAUAGCCAUUUUUUCUAGUUUCUACCAGCUAUUAAUCAAUUCAGAGUGCAGGAGAGGGCAUUUUCAUAAAUAUGCAAAUACAAGGUCAUAUCAUCAUCAUCAUCAUCUCUGUUUUGUGUCAUCUAGUGCUGACACUGUAGGCCUGGUUGAAAUUGAGACUGAAUACAAUAUGUUGUGUUUUAGUCACAUUAGGUUCUUAUGGGAUGUUCUCACCGCCUCAUAGUCUUGUAUAAACUGCUGUAUAAUGUAUGCUACACUUAUCUUCUUAAGUCAGUGUGUCUUUGAUCUUCUCAGCACACUGACAUUUGACCAACCGACAGCAUCUUCACCUUUGUCUACAAGCAUCGUGGUCCUUUUGAAACCAGCACAGACCACUUUAUCUUAACAGUCCUCUAAUAAUUGUGCCAUAAUCCAGACAUCCUUGCAUGAGUAUGUAAGGAAAACUUUUAUUAACACUUUUGAAGUUUACAUUAUUACACUGUACAUCUGUAACAGGACUGAAUCAAUUCAUAAUUUUCAUGUUUCUUAAAGUUGCUUUUGAGAUUUGUUUUUACCAAAACAUGUUUUUACCUUGUAGAUUGUACAGAGAUAAAACUAAACACAGAUAUGUAAUACAACCUUGGCAUGCUGCUUAGUAAAGGAGAAAGAAAACAGCAAUAGCUAAGAACUGAAUGGGUAUUUAAA